Messenger RNA from Ectocarpus sp. CCAP 1310/34, 996 nucleotides. The record is from the annotation of a GenBank genome assembly. NCBI's taxonomy places the organism in Eukaryota, Phaeophyceae, Ectocarpales, Ectocarpaceae.
AUGCUGCCGCUGCGGACCGCUUCGCAGGCCUUCGCAGUGGCUGCGGGAUCAACUCUAGACCGGCCCAUGCUUACCAGCAAGGCCGAGAAAAGUGCUAGGAUAGUCACAUAAAAAUUGUUGUUGUUGUUGUUGUUGUUGUUGUUGUUUUUCUUCACAUUAAACUCGUGUCAGUUGCUAAUCCCGAAAUCUAGCAAAGACUCGGCCCGUGGUCACAAAAAUGCUGGAGCCAUCAGAAGAUCUAAAGAACACACACUAUUAGCAAGAAAAGGGUACGCAAGCCCGAGGAGGUACACCUGCAAUCCCUGCAGCACGUUUGCAUGCUCACAACUGAACUACACGCCCACACACUACAAAUCGACUACAGCAGCAGCAUCACCCCCCUUGUCCCGCAUUUAACCAAAUGAAUGUUUGUCGACUACAGCGUACUGCUGUCUGAAGUGCUGUCUGUACAACAAUAACACCAUGGUGCAUGGUACACAAGCUCGGGGCAUGCAGCUGCUGUCUGAAGUGCUGUCAGAAUGAGUCCGUGGACAUACAAUGAAGAAGAACACCCAACCACAGCCAUCAUUGCAAUUGACAAUCACCCGAAUCUAUCCAGAUCAUCUGUGUUAGGCACAGCAGUGUAAACAUCGACACUGACUAGGAAUCGUUCCACAUUGAAGGGGUCUUCCACGAUGCAGGUACACAAUUAAGGCACCCGGGUUAUCCGCGCCAUCUCUGCCGCGUCUCUCUACAAAACCAGUCACGUCAUCACACACACCCAACACCUUUAGACUAUUCAGGAUAAAAACAGAAAAUAUUUGAGAACACAAGAAGAGAUGUUUUUCCGUGCGCCACAGCAGUUCGAUGCCGUCCGCAUGCUCCGGUUCCGCUGCUCCGGUGCCGCUGCUACGGUACCGCUGCUCCGGUGCCGCUGUGGCCAGUCCUAGCACGACCAAACUCGACCCGCUCCGCUUCGUACACGCUCUCGUUGCUGUCCAUCCCAGUCGGUUGCUC